GGUGAUUAACUGUGUAUGGGGCCAGAGAAGACUCCACCAUGGAGAGGCAGACAUCAGCGUGGGUUUUGCAGGAUAAGUGGAAGUUUGCAAAGGGGAGGAUAUUGCAGGCAGGAAAUAGACAGACGGUUGGAAAAAAAACUGAAGAUCACACAAAAGGAGAGCAGGAAAUCCAAAUCUCCUCCCAAAGUGCCCAUUGUGAUUCAGGACGAUAGCCUUCCCACGGGGCCCCCUCCACAGAUCCGCAUCCUCAAGAGACCCACCAGCAACGGUGUGGUCAGCAGCCCCAACUCCACCAGCAGGCCAGCCCUUCCUGUCAAGUCCCUAGCUCAGCGGGAGGCGGAGUACGCCGAGGCCCGGAAGCGGAUCCUGGGCAGCGCCAGCCCUGAGGAGGAGCAAGAGAAACCCAUCCUCGACCGGCCAACCAGGAUCUCCCAACCUGAGGACAGCAGGCAGCCCAAUAAUGUGAUCAGACAGCCUUUGGGUCCAGAUGGGUCACAGGGCUUCAAACAGCGCAGAUAAAUGCGUGCGGGAAAGGAUGCCGCCACCGCUGCCGCCAUCACCGCCUCUUGGGUCGUCCGCCACGGGUCGCACUGCCGUGGCAGACAGCUGGACUUGAGCAGAGGGAACGACCUGACUUACUUGCACUGUGACCCCCUUUGCUCCGCCCACUGUGACCUUGAACCCCAUGCACUGUGACCUCCCUCCUUCCCCCCCCUUCCCACUGUGAUUGGCACGUCUACAAGGGCUGUCCCAAGUCAAUGGAAAGGGAAAGGGUGGGGGUCAGGGGAGGGUUGGGGGGACCCAAGAAGGACUCAGAGUAGAGAGUCAGACAGUGUCACUCGGCCACUUGGGGUAAAGCCAGUGCCAGCAAUAACAGUUUAUCAUGCUCAUUAAUUUGGGAUUUCAAAAUACGGAUGAGAACUCCCGUCCACCCACCCGCAAGUGCAUGUCUUCAUCACUUAAAAGCAAGUUCCAUUUGAAAAUGUCCUUUCUUUUUUUUUUUUUCUCCUUCCUACUUUUGUUUGUUUAUACAAAUAAUCUGAUUUGCAAGAAAAAGUGCAUGGGAGGGGUUUUAGCAGUUUAAUGAAUUUUUAAUUGAGAAAGGGUAGUUUGGUAGUCUACUUAAAAAUGUUUCUGGGAAAUUCACCAGAAACAUUAACCAAUAGGACUUUGGUGAGCUUAGCUUCUGUAUUCCUACUGCCGCCCAGAAAAGGGGCAGGGCUCUGCAGCCCCCAGGACAGAUGAGCACCCCAUGCCUAUACCUCCCUCCCCCAGCUAAGUCCCAGGGCAUCUUCGCCCUACCUGGAGACUGAGCUAGCUCUAUAGGCUCAGAGAGCCUGGGGAGGAUGCCAACCCCACCUCUAGUAUUUUGGGAGAUAGGGAAAGUGAACAGACUUCCCCUACCCAUACCCCUCAGGGUGGUUCCCUGCCAGCCAGGCUUGCUCCUUCUAGAAGAGAGCAGGGAGUGAGAUGCACUCCGGGCUCGGAAGUAAGGAAUGUGAGACUUGCUCAGUGUUUUGCUGUUAGCCCGAGGAGAACCAGGAGAAAGUGGUUCCAGGACUCUGAACCUCCUGCCCAGUGUGCUUGGAAGGUGGACAGAUCUUCCCACUCCAGCAAGGCUUGAACUCUCAAGGGUCUGUGGAGCACCAUCUCUGUUGAUGGCACCAUGCCUAGUAUAUUUCCUUUGUGAAAUCACUACCUUGGGAGCAGACCAUUCUGAAUACAUGUGGGAAAAGGCAAGCUGUGCAUUGCAAAGAUUGGUGGUGACAGACCAUAGACCCAGGCCACCCCUCACCCAUUUUUCCAGAGCAAGGCUCUGGAAUGAAGGCAGUUUCCCCUCUGUCCCUAGAGCCUAGAGAUUUGCUUUGGCUCUUUAAGGUGGGAGAGGCUAAGAGGGCAGCUGCCUAGAGCAGCUAUGUGUGUGUUUGUAUAACUGGGUCCUCUCAGGCUUUCUGGUCUCUUCCAUUGCACUGCGCCUUAUCCCUCAGCCAGCCAGGUAGCCUCUCCACUCAGCGGAUGAAUUUUGGAGUGGGUGAUAGGACAUUUUGUGAUUAGGGCAGCUUGCGGUGGCCAAGGUGGCAAGCUAGGUUUUGCAGGCUCACUCCACCUUUGGUUUACCUGGCUCUCAGCCUUGCCCUGUGGGAAUGUAGGUCAGGCCCAGUAAGCCAUGUCCCACUGCAUCUCCCGCUGAGGAGGAAGGGCCAGCUGCCCGUUGAAUCAGCAGCUAGUCCACAGCAUAGCCUUAUAACCAUGAGCAGCCAGGAAAUGGUGCGUGAGCAGAGCUGGAACAGAGCUUCAGUCACAAAGAGGCCACAGGCUGUUGGGUUGUAUCCACAGGCUGUUGUAAGAGGGAUGAUCCCCCAGAAGUGGCCAAGGAAGAAGAUUGGCUGCUGUCUUUAUAGUUCCACUGCCCUGACCAAGUUUCCUCCUUCUAGAUGUACAGUGUCUAGCCUUCAUGUAAUAGUAGUUUCUGGCCCAAGAUGAGACUGUCCUUUCAGUUGGAGAAGGGUACAGAGGUAGGCCAGGUGGGAUGGCCAGGAAUACUGAUUGCUCAGCCAUCGGGACCACCUGCUCUUGCCCCCUCUCCCCUAGUGGGAGUGGAAGGGAAGGCUGGCUGAUGGGUGUCUGUGGAUUGAGGAUGUAGUAGGGACUGGUGUUCCCACCUCCCUCUGGCCAAAGAUGGGGCUUUGCCCACUGUGCCUGCUACCACCCAUCAACAGUUGUACUCUUGGCUUCCCAGAUGGAGAGGUGACAGGCAAAAUUUUAAAGAGAAAGAAAUGAAAACAAGGAAAUGUGUUGGGGGGAGGUGGGAGGGUUGAUGGGAGAAUGGUUUGGAUUUUGUGUGUGGGGUUUUUUUGUUUUGUUUUCUUUUUCUUUUUUUCUUUCUUUUUUUCUUUUUCUUUUUCUUUUUUUUUUUUUUUUUUGAUUGUGACUUUCCUUAAGUGCUUCUUCUUCUUUUUUUUUUUUUGUUUUUUUCUUUUAAGUAAGCUGCAGGCUUUGGCUUGGAAAACCCCAGGGGGGGUGGGGGUGGGGCAGAAACCUGAGGCUGCUGCCUGUUUAUCUGCCUUCAUGGUACUGUCCCCCUUUCCCCCAGCUCCUCCCUGACCCCAUGAGCCAGGCCUCAGACCUUCCAGCUAACCGCUUCCCAUGAGCCACUACUCUGAUGUCAGCCUAUAACCAAAGGAGCUGGGGGUCCAGGCCUGGUGACCAACCCUUCUCAGCCCACUCAAUCAGGGUGCUCCCCACCUGCAGGCAGGAGGCAACACCCUAUCUGCUACCAUCAGCCCCUUCCAGAGCCCACUGCCCCGCCCUGCCCUGUCCAGCCCAGCCAUACCCUGCUCUGCCCCAUGUGGGGAUGCUCUGCUCAGGGAUGGGCGGGCAGGGCUGCCCCAGCCUCCCUGGUAAGCAGAGGCUCUGGAAACGUCCGGGGUCCUGUUUUCUGCUCGUGUGAUCCCAGGGGUGCAUGUGGGCCCCUUGGGUGUCUGAACAGAAGGGCAUGGGAGGGAGGGCCGCACCCCUGCAGUCCUGCUCUGCUGGUCUAGCGGGCAGCUGCCUACCCCACCCCACCCCGCACCGCGGGCUCCUGAGUCGGCAGAUUAAGCAUUUUAUAAAUUGUAUUUUAAAUACAUGUUUUAAACUUGUCAGAACCUUGUCCUCAUUUCAGUCCCUGGCCUCCUAACCUCUUGCUAUGCCUGCUUGAUUAAUCACUGGGGGAGCUACCUCUGCUCAGUCCCAGGGAGGGGCUCUCUCUUAGAAAAAUAGGCCUGGGGUGGUGUGUGGGUUGGGGGGCAAAGACCCACAUACCCUUAGGUUCCAUGAGAAAGGCCCCCAAGCGUCCGGGGCCCUCUCAGAGCAUGGCUGAGACCCCUCCUGCCCUUCUGCAAAGUCAGUCUGCUGCUUUUAGGGUCCAGAAUCUUUACCUUCGAGCAAGUGGGAAGAGAUGCUUUCACCUUUGUGAGGCUCCUAGUCCAAAGGAGCACUCAUCUGAAGAGUCCCAACUCUAGCUUUGAGAGUGCAUAGAAGGUUAAGACUUUGCACCCAGGGUCCCUUUAGCAGGAGUCCCAACCCUGGCAGGGUUUCAAGAUGUUUCUUGCUUCAGGGUUUCCUAAGCCUGAGGGAAGCUGGGGCCCUGUACUCUGAGAGCCAAGUGGAAAACUUGAGGGCCUUCCUUGACCCACACACAGAAGCUGAGGUUCUUGGUGUUUAUUGGCUUACCAGGCCACAAAAGCAAAAUCCAGCAGCGGUACCUGCCUGAUGACCUGAACAGCUGCCCAGAGUCAGGACUCCAUAGGUCAGUGCGUUCGAGCCGGGACAGAGCUGAGCCACUUUCGGCACUCAGAGCCAUGUUCCCUAGGGAGAGAGGUGAGGAGAAAGGUGGGAGGAAAUGAGCCAUUCCCACGUGCCCCAGGGGAGAGGAGGCUUUCCUGGGAAGCAAUGGAGCCUAGUAGUUGGGCUUAGGGGUCUGAUUGCAAGUCCUGAUUCCUUUUGUCCCCAAAGUGCCUGAAAAGGGGAUUGGCAGGAGAAGCUUCCCUCCAUCCAGCAGUCAAGCCUGUUUCAUACUGCUCCUAACAUGGAGUCAUACUCAGGCAAAAGACUUGCGAGCUGACCUCGUGCAUGAGAAAGGCAGAUGGCACCAGCCUAAGAGAAAGACGGUAUGUGCCACUGUCUCGGCACAGGAAGGAAGAAGUGCCCUGACUUAAGCACAGCCAGUGUGGUACAUGGGCUCUCAACGUAGGUUAGUUUCUCACUGCUUCCAUCCUUUCCCCCUUUUCCUCCCUGGAGCAGCAGUAUCCUGGGCAUCAUCUCUUGGAAGGAUGGAUUCCCCUCAGGUUAGGCCAGGGCCUUGUGCAAAAGGUGAAUGGGCCUGGGCCAGAGCUCCUGCCUCUUGGGCACCCACCUGCUUCCUUGAGAUCCUGACUGGAAGAGGAGGCUAUGGAUGUCGGGGCCCAGGCUGGCAGGGGUGCAUGGGUCCAGCACAUACUGGCUGCCCUGCUUCCGACGAACCAUCUUCUUGUCCAACCUCGGACAGAGUGGGAUGCAGGGCACUUGGGCAUAGGGGCUCUGCAGGUUGGCAGCUGGCAAGGGAGGAGGAGGCAGGAGAGGGGAAUGCUUCAGAGCAAGCCCAGCCUUGGGAGGCAGGCAGACCCAGCUGAAAUCCCAGCUUUGCCACAUAACAAGCUGGGUGGGUUUGGGCAGAUCCGUUAACCUGAGCCUCUGUGUAAAGCUGGAGGCGAGUACCCACCCCACACAGCUGACGAUGAGGAUUAAAGGGCUAAUACACGCACAGCGCGCAGCUAAACUGAGCAUUGUGUAAGGGCUAACAGCUUACACAGGAGCAUAUGUCUUGGUGAUGGGUCCUGCAUUCUGGUUGGCACACUAGAGAGACUCUGGAAAGCUCCUAGCCCAUCACUUGGCACCUGCACUUAAGGGGAGACAGUCUUGCCCAGUGAAAAGAGCACAGGUUUUGGAGUCAGACCUGGGUAUAAACUGCCCUUUCUGACACACAUUAGCUGUGGGACCUUGGGCAUAGACUUCCUCAGUUUCACUGUUCUCAUCUGUAAAAUGGGGUAAACACGUGAUGGUGAGGAUGAAAUUCUAGCACAUUUACAAAGAGCUUAGCAUGGGGAGUGACCACAGUGGUGUUCAGUUAAUGGUGAUCUACGAUUGCUAAUCACCCACCCUGCUCUGUGGAGGCUCUUGGGACCAACGUGUGCUCAGUGUUAAGCCCAGGGCAAGAGUGCAGAAGGCCCUUGUCAGAGGGCUAGCGAUAGUGAUUUUCAGAUCAUUGACUAAUGCACACAGGUAAUCCUGAAGUGGGAAACCAUGUCUCUCAGCUCCUAGGUCUGGCUGUCGGGGCCCAGGGAAAGAGGCCAGGUGGGCAGGAAAGCAGAGUGCUCACCAUGCCCAAGGCCCUCACCAUAGUUCUGCUGCUUCAGCCGGCUCAGAAUCCUGAGGACCCUUCGUUCUGGGACUUCCAAGUCUGCCUCCUGGAGGUUGUAAGGAAGCUUCUUCCGGGACCGCAGCCGGCCUAUGGCCAACUCCAUCUCUCGGGCCUUGCAGGUGCCUUCCUUCAGCUUCUUCUGGUAAUAGCUGGGGAGGCAGUGCCCACCCAGCUCAGCCUGGCUGUAUUUAGUUCAUCCUCCUCCCCCCUCACUGUUUCAGAGCCCCUGUUCUGUCUAGCCAGCUCUGGGACAGGGACACAAGCCCAGGAGUUAGGAGACAUGGGUUUCAGUCCCAUCUCUGCCAUUAACUCCCCCUCACUGCUUUGCUUUGGCCUCCAGUCACCCUUAUGUCAAAUGGUUAUCUCUACCCUAUCACUGCAAGUCACAGGACUUCUCUGGGCUUCAGGUUUCCUGGGUAAAAUGGAUCAGUCUUUGUGUUAUAGGAUAAAAUAACAAGGCCCAUCAAGCACUCAGCAACGUGGCCCACGGAAAGAGCCUGGCAAAUGUCACCUGUGAUUUCUGUCACUGAUAUUCUUACUUAGAUGUACAAGUGCUCUGUAAGACAGCUGUGCAAUUAACCUCAUCUUGCAGAUUCGAGUUUUAUUUUCUUGACUCCCUGCUAUUUGCCUUCCCACUAGACUGCAGCUCCGCGCAUUCAUUCAGCAGAUGAAUGUUUACUGCAGGCCGCCAUGCAUCUAGGUGCUUGGGAAAAGCAGUGCAGGAGAUCUCCAUAGAAGGUUUCUGCCUCCUACUGUCUCAGCCCCUCUCUCACUCCAGCCACUGCUGCGGUGACCACUUCCACACGGACUUCAAGCAGCUUUGCAUAGGGACAGUCUGAGGUGGCCUCACCUCAGAAGUCUCCUGCCUGGAGCUUCUCUGACACCCAGAGUGCAACCCAGAAGUUCAGGGGAAUUAAACCACCGUGGGGGUCACCCUUGACUAAAGGAACUAGCAGCUGAGGUAUACAGGUUUCUCUUUCUUCUAACAGAAUUCUGAGUCACCAUUCAUAGUCUCCUCAAAAGAUCCUGGGGGUGGUUGACUCAAUAACAUAUGCUUAUAUUGGUUCCUCCCUCCUCUGUUCACAUUCUUUCUCUUGCUCCUCCUUGGAAUCCCUUCUUAAAUCAACCACCUAGGCACACACCUAGUGGGAGAGUCAGAUCAUGAAAAAUAGAUACAAGACCAUGUUGGUAGUGUUGGGUGUAAUGAGAGCAAGUAAAAGCUGGUGAGUGGGUAGUGAUGAGAGGCUAGUUUGCUCACAGUGCUCAGCAAAAGUCUCAGAGGUGGUGAUAUUUGAGCAGAACGAGGGGAGGGAGCAAGUCAAAUGGAUAUCUCUGGAGGAAUAGUCUUGGACAGAGGGAAUGGCAUGUGGAAAGGGCAGGAGGUAGGAAAGAGCUCAGUGAGCUCUAGGAAUGGCAAGGAGGCCAGAAGGAGCUAGAGCCUGGUAAAUGAGGAAGAGUGGGAGAUGUGGGCAGCAGGAUGGCAGCCAGACCACCCAAGGCUUUGAGGCAGUGGUGAGGGGUGGGCAUGCUACUUGGUGUUGGGAAACAUUUAAGGCUUAAGUUGCUGGUGCUGCUAGGGUCUAUGCCUAUCUCUGGGGCCUGAAAUUUGGGGGUUUGAUGAGUUUCACAUAGAACACAAAAAAUGACCAGAGCCCUCACAUGAGAGUUGGAUCUAGACCUCUGUGUAAAACUAGGACCUGAAAAGGCACAUGCUGAGUAAAGAGAUGAUCUAGAAAAUAACUUCACCCCACAGGGGCCAAAAGGACAUGAGCAAAGUGUGUGCAACUUUCUCGGUCACAAUUUUAAAGGAAAUUGCUUGCUCUGCACUUCCUCUCUCCCCUUCCUGAGGGCUUGAAUUCAAAUGUGUUGCUGGUAAAUUGGCUUAGGAUUGACCUAGGAAAUGGUGGAACAAUAAGUUAGAAAGAAACAGUAAGUUGUAUGCUGGGCAGCCUUGUCUUCCUGCCUGCUUCUUCUGGACUGUCAAUAUAAGAGAAAAAUAAACUAUCUUGUGUGAACUAUA
Molecule: messenger RNA, 7961 nt
Organism: Canis lupus familiaris (dog)
Lineage: Eukaryota; Metazoa; Chordata; Mammalia; Carnivora; Canidae
Gene: SZRD1
Product: SUZ RNA binding domain containing 1
Exons: 4
Coding region: 16-519 (167 amino acids)
Source: RefSeq, a predicted model, not a curated record